Eurytemora carolleeae is the source of this 3012-nucleotide messenger RNA. RefSeq names its product nucleolar protein NET1. Bases 392 to 2650 code for a protein of 752 amino acids. The record is from RefSeq and is a predicted model, not a curated record. The transcript is spliced from 13 exons. NCBI's taxonomy places the organism in Eukaryota, Metazoa, Arthropoda, Copepoda, Calanoida, Temoridae.
UCAGGAACUCAAGAGAAAGAAUUCUGUUCCAACUGUUUGUGCCACAUGUGGAAAAAUUAUUGCAACUCUUAACUUAUUAACAGAGUGUGAGCCUGGUAUUGAAGUGGUGGUUUCUAACUCACAAAACUUUAUUACUCCUAAUGAUUCAACGGAAGAAAAAGAAGUGGUUUCUGUCGUGAGGGAUUUCCCCCUAUUAGAUGUAAAACCUAAGCGAGGGAGGGGUAGACCCAGAAAACCAAAACCAGAAUUAACCACUGAUUUCACCAACAAGUUUCUGCUCAAGAGUUCAGGAAUAGACGGUAUUUGCCAGAUAUCAAGAAAAAAUACCGAGGACCCUCAUGACAGAAAAAUUCUUAUCUCGAAGGAAAAUUUUUGUUGGAAUUGUAAGUCCAUGAUAUCUUAUGGUUUCUGGCAUGAACACAAGAUAGAAAAAGGUAAGCUACUUUGCCAUGACUGUUUCCAGACCAUGAUGGAGAGGAAUAUCAGGAAGAAGCUGCAGAAUAUUGAGCCCUGUAAUAAGGAGAAAAAACAGGACGAAUCCGGAGAUCCCUAUGAUACACUGUCCUGCUCUAUUCUGAGUAGAACAUCUCUUUAUAAUGUUGAAACAGAAGAGGAAGAGGAAGUAGAGGAAAUCGAAGAUGGAGACAACCAAGACAAAGUGUCAGAUGAAGAUGAGAUAAAAGGGGGUUCUAAUCCAUUGUUUCACAAGCAAGUGAAAAUUAGGAAUGACGGUUGGGAUAUGCUUUAUAGCAAGGACCAACAGGAGAAUGUUGAUCUUGAUUUCGAGGAUGAGUCUGAUACUGAAACUUCUGCCAAAGAUGAUCCUAGUGAUAAUGUUACUUUUAGAAAUGAAAAAUGUUUAUCAUUAAAUACUGUGCCUGGUUUCAAAAGUUUGAAAAAGCUACCUGUAAGGAGUAACAGAAGAGAUCUGAAAAGAUUUCCCUUGUCUAGAUCUGGGAAAGCCAGCAGGAAGAAGUUAUCAAGAGGACAGGAUUUUCUCCGCGGGAAAAAUAUUCCCAGCAACCAUUAUAAUCAUGACUCAAAAUCUAAGCCCUUUAAAACUUUGAAUAAUUUGUUCAGCCCUGUCAAAGAGCAUUUUUGCACAACUGAUAGAAGUAUAACUGACCCUAGUAAAAAUAUCCUCAGCACAAAUAUUGAAGCUAGUUCUGGUAAUGAGCAUACUAUUAAAGAACUCUUAGCUUCAAAUAAAGAGUUGUCUUGUUCAUGGAAGGAGUCCAGUGUCUUAAAUAGCAAUACAUCUGGAACUUCCUUCAGCACAAGUGAUGAACCUUCUUCUUUAAAUAGAGACUUCUCUGGAACAAGUGAAGUUUUGAGAACCAGGAAUGUAAUUAGCAAUGCAAGUACUGAUUCUUUCAGUAAAAAACCCACGAUUGAAACCAGUAAAGAGAAUUCAUAUGAAAAUAUUGAGCUGUCUAGCAGUAACAAGGGCCUCUCCUUCACAAAGGAAGAUCUUACCGUCAAUUUUGAAGAUCCCAUGGCCAGUGCUAAAGAGAUUAUGGGAAGUGAUGAAAAGUUUUUUGGCAGCAUGAAAAAAGAUGAUAAACUUGACAACAUAAUGGAGAACUUCAGGUCGAGCAGGGAAAAGAACUUAGAGAAUAUGGAUGAUUAUAGCGAAUCCUCAAAAACCAGUGAUAAAUCCGUGGACGUGGUUGAAAGCUUUGAUAAAGUUGAAAAGCAGGCAUCCACUACCGAUGAGGUUGAAUCUGAUUUUUCUGAUUCAGAAGACGACCUUCAGUUCCUGGCCAACUUCUCCUCAACUAAGAAAAACAAUAACAAAUUAUUGUCUGAAGAGAAUCAAGAACAACCCAUAAAAUACGCUUUUCCAAAGAAUGUUACUAUAUACGAGAAAGAUGAUGAUAAACGUUUGGUAUCUGCGUCAGAAAAUUAUGAUCAAACAUUUUCGAAAUUUUCUUUCUCAAAAUCUGAUCUAAAAAACUCUAUUUUGAUCCAUCCUAAAAGGAAGAAAAAGACAUCUGUUUGCCAUCAGAAACUUAACGACUCCAACCUCAAAUUGUCUUGUCAAAGUAAUGAAGCUUUCUCCGGCAAAGAAGCUAAGCUGAAACUUCUUCAUCAGCCUUCUGCUGAAAAGACCUUAGAACCCUCUCUUGCUUCAAAGACAUCAACAACAAACAGACAAACCAAAGAAACUUCUGUCAUAUCUAAUGGCUCUCUGUCCCUUACUCCAAAUCUUCAAGAAUCUAAAGAUGCUGUAUCACAUGUAGUUGCAGAAGGCACAAUUAUAGAUCAAAAUUCAAAUAAAAAUGAUGAAAACCAAGUACUAAACAUCAUGUGUUCGAAUGUAAACACAAGGGUGCCUAAGACGGUAUUGGAUGAUGGUAUAAAUAAAAGCAAGAUUGUUGACACCAAUACUGAUCAAGGGCUACAAGCCACUUCAAGAAGAUUACCUCUGGAACGAAGGAGUAAACGGGGAUCAGUUGCUGUCCAUACUAUAAAACCAGCUUUGAAAAUAACGAGGUCAAGAAAGCAUACUGUGAGUCCACUGGUUUCUGAAACUCACAAAAAGCCAAGACAGUGCUCAAAGACGAAGGCGAACGUAGAUGAAGAUGAAGAGGGUGCUGCUAACAGGGCUCCACAUGUGAUUCGUCUUCUUCCUAAAACCGAGCAAUAAUACUGUUUGAUAAUUAGUGCAUUUUGUCUGAAAUAUCGAACUAAAAGUAAUUUGAAACAGAAUAUUGGAAAUAUUUGUGCGAACAAAAUGUUUGCAAUUUCAUAAUUUUACUUUGGAUAGUUUUUUAUUUAAUAAUUAACAGACAGAACGUUUCUUUGGUCUGAUAAUGUUGUUCAUGGCAUUCAAAGAAUUUCUUUCAAUUACAUUUCUUCCAUUUAAGUUUCUUACUAAAUCUUCAGAAUAAGGUAAUGUCGACACACAUUAAAUUAUACAUUCUUAAAAUUGUUUUCAAUUUUUUCAUCCUGUAUUUAUACUAAGUAAAGUAAUUUAUAUUUAUUAUGCAUAAUAUACAUUUUUCUUUA